AUGCCUGACAAAGUUUGUGCGCUGGCACUGGCACUGAUGCUGCUGGCCCCAGGGAGAGAUCGGCGAGGUAGGGCGCUAGUGGACGAGAGUGCAGAGGCGUCACCUGGGACUUUGGGCAUAUACUUAGGAGAGUGCUCUCCUGGGGGACACCAGUUACUUCAGAGCCCUUAUCAUAUCCAUUUCGACUCAUUGUACCUCCAGCAGUCAGCCAUUCAAGACCUGAUAUAUGACCAUUCCCUAGCUCCUGGAUGAUAUCAAUUUCUCAUCUUUGACAGACCUGCUGAGAUGCCAACCAAAUGUGUCGAGAUGAACCACUGCAGAACACAAGCCCCCAUAUGGCUGUCUCUGAGAGGUUCAGAAACACUGCCUUCACUUGGGGCGAUCAAGCAACUGACAGCUUGUGCCGCAUGGCAGGUUUUGCUUAGCAUUACAGAAGACUGCUGUCUUUUUCAAAUCCCAGUGUCUGUAAGAAACUGUGGACAAUUUUUUGUAUACUUACUACAAUCUACUCAGGGAUGUAUGGGGCAUUGUGCAGAAGCUAUAUCUGAUGCAAAAUUAUACCCAUGUGGCCCUGACAAAAUUGAAAUUGGAGAUGACUGUGUUCAUCAGCUGUCUGCUUCAUUGCCACCACCACUUCCAGGAAGACCAGAGGUUGUGAUGGAGCCAAUUGAGUCCAGGAUUUUCUUUAGGUGUGCUUUUGAUGUUUCCCCUACAAACAAUUCAGUGGGAUUUCUCAUAGCUUGGUCUAGGCUUUCUUCUCAAGAAAUCAAAGAGGAGUUGAAGCAGGGGACCACAGUUCAGGCAUUCUCUUUUUCAGAAAUGGAUGGCAUAAAUCUCAGACUUGGAGAUAGGAUAUUCUGUACUGUUUUCAUCUUUUUCUUGGAGAAACUACAUGUACAAAGAUUAGCCAUCAAAAGCCAAGAAAUUUUUGCAAGCAUUAAGUUACCACCUGAAUUGAGCACUAUAUCAGAAGAUGGAAAAGAAUACCAGUUGAGAAUAGAGAGCACGAUUCCUGUCGUUUGUUCUGAAUUCAGUGAGCUUGAUUAGGAAUGCAAAAUCUCACUAAAACUGAAAACUGUUGAUCAAGGCAAAGAACAUCUAGGCUUAAAUUUGGCAUUGUCUUCCUGUCAUGUGGACCUUCACUGGACAUCAUCCUAUGCUGAUGGAACCUACAGUCAUGCUCUUGAGUACUACACUGCUGUAGUAGAUGUUUCUCUAGAUGGAAAUAGAGUUAUAGACAUUAUAGUGAAACCUAUAGUUAAUGAAUUUUUCCUGUGGAACAGCUACAUUCCAGACAGCAUCCAGAUCAGAGUAAAGGAUGUCCCAACUGCUUACUGCUAUUUAUUUACUGAACCACGUAUAAUUGUAUUCAAUGGCAGGGUAUACAAUAAUUUCAAUACUGGAAUGUUUGUGCUUUAUAAGAGUAUGUCACAUGAUUUUGAAGUUCAUGUAUGUCAGUGGGACUGUGGAAGCUUUCACUAUCCUGUGUCAUGUAACUGCGGAUUCGUUGCCGAAGAAGAAGGUGAUGUAGUUACUUUCGAUAUGUGCGGUGGCCAGCUACCUGAAUCACAGCCGUAUUUAUCUAUAAAGAGCCAGUUUGAAAUCAGCAAUAUUAAGAUAAGUGAAUCUUACUUAGAAAGAAAAGUCACAUUUCGGUUUUCUUCUGGAGCAUUCAUCCGUGCUGACCUUAGUGAAUGGGGCAUGAGUCUCACAAUCAGAGCUCCUAGCUUAGAUUACAGAAAUUUGGGGACCUAUGAUGAAAACCCAGAAAAUGAUUUCCAUGACAAAAAUGGAAUCAAAAUUGAUCAAACUUUUAAUAAUUGUUUUGCUGUUAUUAAUGAAUGGAGAAUUUUACCAGGAAAAAGCAUGUUUGACACCAUGCCAAUCUCUCUGCGAUCUCCUGAAAAACUGUCUUAUUGUAGCUGCUCCUUGGACACCACUUCAUUGUAUUCAUCUUCUAAUUACCUGGACAGUGUUUCUCAAUCAGAUAUUGUUUCAGAUUGCAAAGACCUCAAAGAUAUCAAAUUCUCUUCCUUAAUACCAAAACUAGAUAUCACCUCUAAAUAUAUUAAUUUAGAAGCUCUUGUCAGAAGGAAAAACAAGCAUAUUUCUAGAGAAGAAAAUAAUUUGAAUUUCUUUCCUCAAGAAACAAAGGACAUGAACCUAAUCAAACUGGAUUUAAAUUUACAAAAACUUCCUGAAAAUGGGAAACAAGAUGCACUAAAAACUUUGGGCAAUGAGACACACACACAGAGCCAGCUUAACCACAGUUAAGAAACAGGGUGGCAUCGACAAAACAGGUGGACACAGCAAAAUGUUUAUGAGUUUCUUCCUUUGUUUGCUUUCCAAAGUCUCAACCAGAGUGACCUGGGAGAAUUUACUUAUUUUUUCUCUGAGGAACAUACAGAGGAUAUCCACAAAGAGUUUGUCCCCAUGUGGCCCACACCCUCUGGCUGCACAGAAUACAGCUUGUUGGUAUUGUGUCAACAGACUCUAGCCAACUCCAGCAUAGAAAAGCACUGCUUUCUUGGAAAGAGACUAGACAGUGUUAAGGAUGUUCUCCUAAAACAUGGUCUUAGCUGGGCAGAAGCAGGUGUGGCCCUUUUAGAAAAUAAAUGUGAAAGAUUUUUGAAAGAGGGGAAAUAAAACACAAAAGAACAUGGCAAAUUGAUUGAAAACAUUCUCUUGGUACUGAAAUGCCCUAAUUGAUGCUGUGGUGAUGGGCAGUGUAUGCAAUAGGCAUGCACAUGUUCCCCAGGCUUUAGUUCCUAUGAUUGCAGUGAUUCACAUGACAAGACUCCUGAAAUUAUAGAGCUUGAGUAUGCUGGAUUCUGUAAUGUUUGAAAAUAUAAUUGUAUGAUGGCGAGAGUUUUUAGUCAAGGCUUCAAAGAAUCACUUUCAUUUAAAUGUGAAGUUACUAAACGGCAGUAAAAUAGCAGUAAAUGGGUCCUUGGAGAAGCUGUCUAUGCACAUACUGUUUUUCAAAACAGCAGAACUGUUGAUUGUCAGCUGCCUAUUGAUAUUCAUCAGUCUGGUAUCAUGGAUCUCAUGGGUGAAAAAUCAAUUAUGAAGUGGCAAUUAAAGGUAUCUAAUGAUGGUCACAGCUUCAGUAAUCCCAAAAUAAUGAUCAUAUAUGACGCUUGUGAAAUUUGUGGUCUCUAUGAAAAGAACUCAUGCACUACAAAGGAAAAUAUUUGCAUUAUUGAUGGCCUCUGCUACAUUGAAGGAGAUAAAGGUCCUACCAGCCCUUGUUUGAUUUGUAGACCUAAGAUUUAAAAAUUUACGUGGUAAUUUCAUGCCUUCCAGCCCCAUCAUUCUGUGACUCUACAACCAAACCCUGUAAUUCAAAUACAGCAAGACAAAUUACAGACAUUUUAUGGAGAAAACAUUGUGUACCAGUUCAUGGUUUUUGAUCCAAAAGGCUCUGACAUUCAUUUUACCUUGUUCUCUUGUCCUGAAGAAGCAAAUGUUUCCACUGCAGGACUUCUUAUGUAGAAAGCAUCUCAAACUCCCCAGCAACUCACUCUCCCCAUUAGCAAUGACUGCAACACUGAAACUAAGUCACAAUUGAGCUUCGAGCUCCCAAUACUGUUCUUUUGUGCCCAUAUUCACUUGAAACUUGGGAAACACUUUCACACAGAAUUGACUGUGAAGUCUUGUGAUUGCUUAAAUGAUGGAUCAUGUGUGUCUGAUAUUAAAUUUCCUCCAAGAAAUGGAGCAUACCUGUGUGUCUGCUUUCCUGGCUUCCAGGGCAAUCUUUGUGAAGUAGAUGCCAUUGAGUGCCAGUCGAACCCCUGUGGCCUUGGCAGGUGUAUUGGUAGAUUUCACAAUUAUUCCUGUGAUUGUCCACCUGAGAUCAAAGUUAAAGUACAGUUUUUACAUUCAUUUACUACACCUACUGUGGUUCUCACACAAUUUGACAAAAGUAUAACAAAGGAGGAGGAUAAUAAAAAUGCCAGACAUAGAGAGAGGAGUGUUAAGCCAACAAUCAGAAAUGCUUCUACCAUUUGUAGACAUCCAUGUGGAAAAAGCAGGGAAUGUGUUGCCCCAAAAUGCAAAUGUAAACCUGGUUGCACUGGUUCUAAUUAUCAAACUGCUAUGUGUCACCCUGAUUGCAAAAAUAAUGGAAAAUGUAUUAAGCCUAACAUUUGUGAAUGUCUCCCAGGACAUGGUGGAGCAACUUGUGAUGAAGAACAUUGCAGCCCACCUUGUCAACAUGGUGGCACCUGCUUGGAUGGAAAUCUCUGUACGUGUCCUUAUGGUUUUGUGGGACCAAGGUGUGAAAUAAUGGUUUGUAACAAGCAUUGUGAAAAUGGAGGUGAAUGUCUUACACCAGAUGUUUGCCAGUGCAAGCCUGGCUGGUAUGGACCCUGCUGUUCAUUAGCUUUGUGUGACCCCGUUUGCCUCAAUGGUGGUUCCUGUAAUAAACCAAACACUUGCCUCUGUCCAAAUAGAUACUUUGGCGCACGGUGUUGGAAUGCUAUCUGUCACUCUCCCUGUAAGAAUGGUGGCCACUGCAUAAGAAAUAAUGUGUGCGCCUGUCAUGAAGGAUACACUGGUAGGAGGUGCCAAAAAGAUAUCUGUGAUCUCAUGUGCAUGAACGGAGGAAAAUAUGUAGGACCAAACAUUUGCUAUUGUCCUGGUUGGAGAGGGAAACAAUGCAGCAGACCUAUCUGCUUUCAGAAAUGUAAAAACAGUGGUGAAUGUAUUGCUUCUAACAUAUGUUAUUGUCCUACUACGUGGGAAGGAAUGCGGUGUCAAAUAACAAUCUGCAAUCAAAAGUGUCUUUACGGAGGCAGAUGUGUAUUUUACAAUGUGUGUUCUUGCCACACUGGAUAUUCUGGAGUCAAAUGUGAAAAUAAAAUACAGAUAUGA
Pteropus alecto (black flying fox) is the source of this 4875-nucleotide messenger RNA. It is a transcript of the gene VWDE, whose product is annotated as von Willebrand factor D and EGF domains. Gene Ontology annotation, cellular component: extracellular region; cell surface. Gene Ontology annotation, molecular function: signaling receptor binding. Gene Ontology annotation, biological process: anatomical structure development. Lineage: Eukaryota; Metazoa; Chordata; Mammalia; Chiroptera; Pteropodidae. The record is from RefSeq and is a predicted model, not a curated record.